AUGGUGGACGAUGGAAGUGGCGCGUGUAUUAUCCAUCCUCGAGUCCUCGUACAGAUGAGACUCGAAGAUAAAAUAAUAUCACGUUGCAUAACACUAACAGGUUUUAAUAAUGCAGUCGAGCGAACUUCUGGAGAUAUAGUGCUACCCGUUCUAGCCGGAGGAGUCACCCUCGAAACAAUGUUUCACGUCAUGGACCAAGACACAACCUACAACGCUAUCAUAGGCCGCCCGUGGAUACACGCCAUGCGAGCAGUCCCAUCAAGUCUCUAUCAAGUAAUCAAGUUCCCUACUCCAUGGGGGGUAUUCAGCAUCCAGGGCGAACAACGCACCGCACAAGAAUGCUACCGCAUCUCCCAGGACUGCGCACACACCCAACAACUAAAAGGAGCGAGCGCGGAAUCAUAG
Molecule: messenger RNA, 405 nt
Organism: Nicotiana attenuata
Lineage: Eukaryota; Viridiplantae; Streptophyta; Magnoliopsida; Solanales; Solanaceae
Exons: 1
Coding region: 1-405 (134 amino acids)
Source: RefSeq, a predicted model, not a curated record